Acanthaster planci (crown-of-thorns starfish) is the source of this 4577-nucleotide messenger RNA. RefSeq lists its product as uncharacterized. The record is from RefSeq and is a predicted model, not a curated record. Lineage: Eukaryota; Metazoa; Echinodermata; Asteroidea; Valvatida; Acanthasteridae.
AUACUGUACAAUGUACAUUGUACAGUACCACCAACAUGCCCAACAUUGGAACCGUGCCACCCAGCUAUGGGAACAUGCCGUCAAGCAGUGGACCAUACCACCCAGCAUUGGGAAUACGCAACCAAGCUAUGGAUAUUGCCAGUGUUCAGGAAUGGAAACAAAGUACAUGUACAGUACUCAAAGGGGUACCUGAUUCCUCUGUGAAAGAGAAUACAACACCCAACAAAGGAAAUGGAGGAAGUAUGCACCCAUUUGACCUACAUGUACAACUACAAGGUGCCUCAUGUACAUGUACCUAGGAAACAAAAUCUCUGGCGCUGGCAUUACAGGCAGUGUUCAGUAGUUGAAACAAAAGUGCCCUUGGAUGUGGUAUGCUGCUAAGAGAAUAGUUCACAGCCACCGACAGUUUAGGGAAUGUGGUUCACAGCAGUGACUGCAGAAUGUCCAGCAAUGGAAAUCACAUGCCCAGCAAAAGGGGAUGGGGGCACCCAGUUAAUGGAAUGCAGCACCCAACCAGGAGAGCCCAUACAGUGCCCACAGAUGGGAACAGAAUGUCUUACAUUGGAACCAGAGUGGCCCAAAGUGGGAGAUGUUGGGGGCAUGACACCCAGCAAAGGGAACAAAGCACCCAGUGCGGGGAAGCAGCACCAAACAAGUUGGAACACACUUCCCAGCAGUGGAAGCAAAAUGCCAAGCUUUGGAAGCAGAGUGCCCAGCAAAAGGAACAGUGUGCCAAGUAAAAGAGAAAAAAACGCCCAACCUGGGCAUACGGUGUCCACAGUUCCCUCUGUGGAUACUGAGAAAGUGUGGUGUGAUGACAAAUCUUUGUCAGUUGCCAAGGAAUAAAAAAGAUGGUGUUUACCAGCGCCGCAGGUGUCUUGGAAGAGGGAAAUGUUGUACACGUUGUACAUACAUUGUACAUUGUACAUGCACGUGUGUAUGUAUCUUCAUACAUGUACAUGUAAGUGGACUGUCCAUGACGGCUCAUGUUGCGGUCACGCAAUCAUUAGUCAACUGAAAAGAUCUUAUUCCAGCAGCACCAGUUCACGAUCCAGGUCCAGAUCAAGAUCCCCUCUCAGGGGCAACCCCAAGUAUCGGUCACAUGACAAGAAGACUUCCAGAGGGCGCUCCCACUCCCGAACCCCACCCCGAAAGGACCGAGUGUUUGGCGGUGGCUACAAGGGUUCCUCCUCCAAACAGCGCGGGAGACGCUCACGCUCAUAUUCUCCGGGAAAGCGCCGCUACGGCAAGGCAAAGUCACGUUCUCGUUCACCGUCGUACCGAAAGGAGAGGUACCGGUCUCCCAAGAGAUCGCCGCAGCGGGGUGGGCGGGAACCAGGCCACCAACAAAGUGAAGGUGGUUACCAAGAAGGUGGGGGCCAGUUACACCCAGACAGUCAGGCCAGAGAUACAGAGGGGCCCCAGCUUCCUCCGGGCCAUAAUGUAUUCAGGGAGGAAUAUGGAAGAGGAGUCCAGGGACAAGACCAGUUACCUCUGACCUCCCGAGAUGUUGUCUAUGAGAGGGGCAACAGCCAGUCAGAAGGCAGUCAAUCUAAGUUUACCCCAACCCACCCUUCCGAAAGGGCCUACUCCAAGGAGAGAUACCGAGAGAACGACAAGACAAAAUACGAAGCUGUGUCCCCAGAUGAUCUGCGCUUCACCCCCAAGUCUUCCCGACGCAGCGAAUCACCCUACCGUGACGAUCGCAAGAUCUCCAAACCCAAACCAGAGUACUAUAAAGUCCAAGAGAAGUACAGCCAGCCUGGCAUAUCUGGCCAGGGGUAUAAGGCGGCCUUGCCCACUGAGUCCCAGAAUGUCAAGAUGGCCCCUCCCCCAAUCAUCAGGCCAAUAUUUGACCCCUACUCAGUUAAGAUCCCUCGCCGCAAGGACGAGGGCCUGAAGGAAAUAUUUGACAGGCCGGAGCUAAAGGCCCGUUUCACUUCGGAGCACUUGUCGUCGGAAGGAGCUCCUGAGACACGACCAGGUGCUGCAGUGGAGAAGAAAGAGCCAGUUGUGUAUCGACAAGAUGUUCACUUCACUGGUACCCUUCCAAGUGGCGUCCUUCCACCCCAGGCACAAGGUAUCAUCGAGAGGCGGGAGCCUCUGCUCUCUGGCUUUGAGCCCAGGCGGGACACCUACCCUGAUCCAAACCUUCAGUAUGCUCCUCGAGGUGGGCCGAUGGGUCUCAGCAGCCAGUACCCAGCUCAGCAGACAACUUUCCAGGUGCAGCCCCAGGAUCAGUUUGGCCCGCCAAAGGAGGUUCCUCCCCUGCAGGACUUCAACCGCCAGUCCAUGUUUGUCCAGAGGGCCGGAUCCCCCGUCAUGGGCCUGCCCCAGAGCCCCGUCUCCUACCAGUACCCGCCGGAUGACUUGCCAGACAUCAAAGGCCCGCAUGACCUGAGGCAUGAUCUGGAGUCACGCCGGAAGCAGAUUGAGCAACAGCAACAGGAGCUUCCGCCGGGUCGGAUGAGGAGCCUAUCAAGAUCGCGGUCCAGAUCACGGUCGCGCAGGAUUAGUCCCUCGCCCAGGCAACGCUCGCGCUCUCGCUCUCGCUCUCACUCACCAGGUCAGCACUACAAGUCCUACCAUCACAGGCGCUCGCACUCCCGCGAACGCUCGCAGGACCAUCGAUCCCGGGACCGCAGACCUGUCCGAGAGCGGCUUGGCAACAUGUCCAAAGGAUCUGGAGACAACUCCUUAUCUGAUGGUGAAGGAGAUAGCAAGUCCUUCAGUUGGACCAGGAAGCGCACAUUCUACCAGCAACAUGACCGCCGAGGAGACCGCUCCAGGUCCCCGGACAGCAGUGACUCGCGUGAGCGAGGCAGCUACAGAGGCACAGCCAACAGGUACCGUGGCUCAAUGCGCGGCACCUACCGUGGCGGCCGCGGUCGGGGUCGCGGCUACGUGGGCAAGAACUACAUCCCCGGCUACAAUCGCGGGAUGAGGGGCAGAUACAUGCCCAGGGGUGGCCGAGGCUCGUUUAACGCCGGGAGGAGGAGCCCCACCUGGACACAUGACCUGUUUGACAAGGAGAAAGAAGAGCCUCAGGAUGCACAGGACAAGAAGGAUAAGAAGAAGCAGAAGAUUGACAAGGGAAAAGAGAAGAAGGUGGUGAAACAGAAAGUCAAGCAAGUCAAGAAGGCCAAGAAAGUUAAGAAGAGCCCCAGCAGGUCGGAGACCGGCCAGAAAAACAAUGAUGUUCCCCAGGCGCUAGAGCCAACAGAAACUGCAUCUUAAGCUGUAAGACAAUAUGGGGUGCCAGACCAUGUACAGACGUUCACGCACAGUAGCCAGGAACAUGGCAACUGGUUCGUUUCAAAUUGCUGUUUACCCAUUGGAGAUGAAGUACAAAUGCUCCACUCAGAUGUUCUGAACUGAAAAGAAAAAUGCAAGACUGCUUGCAAGAUGGUGAUCUGAUGACUCCAACUGAAUGGGAAUCUUGAUGGUGUACCAGUUGGAACCGAUGGAGGUACCAGCCUACCAUUGUACAUACAUGUAGCUCUUCCAUUCCUGCCUUGUCUGAAAAAGUACACAUGUACAAUGUGUUGCAGCACUUGUAGGAAUGACCAAAAGAAGUUGAGGUAUUUUAGAUUUUUUAAGUAAAUGGUAGAUACGUUAAUUUGUUGUUGCUCCAUUAGUAGAUUUGUUUAAUGCACAUGUACAUGUACCAAGGCAUCAUCAACAGUUAACACAUUGCGCGCAGAGUAUUUGUGUGUGGGAAUACUCGACCUUUGCAUUUAACUUUUUGACCAAAGAUUCUGUGCAUGAUUUACAUUGUUGGCUGUGGUAGCUGGCACGGGGUCACCUUAUGGUCACUGUACAGACAGUGGACAGUGGAAAGGAACUGUCUUGAGGCCUUGUGGGUGGUUAAUCACUAGAGCCAAUGAAGAACAUGCACAAUAGUCAAUACUGUAUGGUGACUGCUUUCACAAAGUACACCACAAUACGGUUACAUGUACAUUGGAAUGCCUUUGUGAUAGCCAAGACAUUCUUACAUAUGCAUAAGCUGUGUGUGACUUUGUGAUAACUGUGGCAAUGUCAUGAUUACCCGAGCACACAAGCUUACAUGAAUUCAAACUCACAAAUAAUAAAAUUGGUCGCAUCUUUGUGAGUGAUGAAUAUACCGGUACAUGUUCAUGUGAGAAUGGUGCUGUAGUUGUCGUCAGUAAUAUUGUACAGUUGACUAGCUGAAAGGGACGCGCAUAUCCACACUGUAUGCUGAUGGUGCAAAGUCCCAAAUGGAUACACAUGUCAUUUUGGUAUAAAGCUGAGGUGACUCGAGAAGACUUUGGUAAAUCAGGUGUCAUUUUUCUCAUUUAACCAAGUUAAAAUGAGGUAAAAGCCAGCUGUUUGCAAAUGGGGAAUUGCACAGAACUUCUUGCACUUGAGAAAAUAACUACCUUAGUGUAGUCUCAUAAAUGUUUGGACAGCAUAAAAUUCGAGCCCUCUUAAUUCCUUGAGCCUAGUUUUUUUCUCUUUAGCUUGAUUCAAAGCAGCACCGUGCCAAGUAGGCCUAGAGUUGUCAUUCUAAUUUCCUGCUUUUGUUGUGAAUAAAAUGUCUAUCGUACAGAGUUUAA